CAGGCUGAGCAUUGGAUUACAACAAAUGGGGACUGACUUGGCCCGAGACGUGGGAAACACCCACUAAAACCUCGAAGUGCAUUUUAUUUAGGAGACACACGGAGAGGGAGAGAGAAAGGGUAAGAGAAUCCUGCCCAGUCUGCUAAUCUGGUUUACCCUCAAAAGGGAGGCAUUUUGAAUCCUGGUUUCUUAAAUUCUAUCUUCACUUCUGACUGAGGACCCCUGGACUUUGAAGAAACUCUUUGCUCUUAAUUUCCACACGGAUUAGUCAACAGUGGAAAAUCUGAAGAGAUGCGAGCAGGAAGAAGAAACUGAACCAGGCCUGAAGAAGGAUGAGACAGGCAUGAUGGAGGUGGAGUCCUCCUACUCGGACUUCAUCUCCUGUGACAGGACAGGCCGUCGGAAUGCAGUGCCCGACAUCCAGGGAGACUCCGAGGCUGUGAGCGUGAGGAAGCUGGCUGGAGACAUGGGCGAGCUGGCACUGGAGGGGGCAGAAGGACAGGUGGAGGCAGGCACCCCAGACAAGGCGGCUAGCAACCAGCCGGAGAGCAGCGACGGGACCACCUCAUCUUGAGUCUGACCUUGCCCAAGGAGGCUGGAAGAGAGACCUGCUGUCUACAUCUGGGCAGGGAGCCCUGGCACUGGCAGCCUCUUCUCUGAGCCCCCUGUUCCAGGCAGGUGAGGCCAGACUGAAAGGCACCCCCAGGGGCCACCAUGGCCCUUACCCUGGGAAGGCCCUCUGCCCAUACCCACAGGCUCCACGCUACCACCACCUCAUCAUGCCCAGAUACACUUUUAAGACACUAUAACCACAGGAUGUUAUUUAUUCACUGGGCUCUGGGACUCAGGGGCUCCUCUCCUGGGCAACCUGGGUAGGGACCAUGUCCCAGCUCUGCCCCCUCUUCUCCAAACCCAUCCGUUUAGGUCAAGACCUUCUGAUCCCUUUUUUAAAAAACUCUUGAACUUUUAAAAAAUUUUAAACCUUUUUCAGCAGAGAGGAAAGGAGCUGACAGUCAAUUCACUUUUUUUUUUUUAAGCCAUUUUAAUCUAAACUCUGAGCAGCUAUGCAGCUCUGAGGUUCCCUCAUGGAACUUCACAGAUCCAGUUUUAGGGAAGGGAUUUUUGUGCUCAAAACUACUGAUCAACUCUGCCCUUUCUUUGUACCAAGAUAAAUAACACCUGGAACCCAGGAAAUAAAUGCUGGUGAUUUGUGUGA
This is a messenger RNA of Miniopterus natalensis, 1216 nucleotides long. It is a transcript of the gene PKIG, whose product is annotated as cAMP-dependent protein kinase inhibitor gamma. NCBI's taxonomy places the organism in Eukaryota, Metazoa, Chordata, Mammalia, Chiroptera, Miniopteridae. Gene Ontology annotation, molecular function: cAMP-dependent protein kinase inhibitor activity. The record is from RefSeq and is a predicted model, not a curated record. Gene Ontology annotation, biological process: negative regulation of protein kinase activity.